Messenger RNA from Effrenium voratum, 1257 nucleotides. The record is from the annotation of a GenBank genome assembly. Lineage: Eukaryota; Dinophyceae; Suessiales; Symbiodiniaceae.
AUGCUGGGAAGAUCGGUGACAGUGCCCGCAUACUUCAACGACUCCCAGCGCCAGGCUACGAAGGAUGCUGGACGGAUUGCGGGACUGGAGGUGCUGCGCAUCGUAAAUGAGCCCACGGCAGCGUCGCUGGCAUAUGGCCUUGAUAAGAAGCACAAUGAGACGAUCCUGGUGUUUGAUCUUGGCGGCGGCACCUUCGACGUCUCCGUUCUGGAGGUAGGUGAUGGCGUGUGUGAGGUUCUGGCCACACACGGCGACACACACCUUGGCGGCGAUGACUUCGACAAGGUCAUCGUGGACUGGCUGGCAGAGGAUUUCAAGAGGCGCGAGGGCAUCGACCUCCUGAAGGACAGACAGGCCUUGCAGCGUCUCACAGAGGCAGCGGAGAAGGCCAAGAUGCCCUUCAUAACUGCUGAUGCAUCCGGCCCCAAGCACAUUGAGGAGACCUUGUCCCGUGCCAAGUUCGAGCAGCUUGCUAGCAAGCUCAUCGCACGAUGCAGGACGCCGGUGGAGAGCGCGCUGAAGGAUGCCAGGCUCAGCGCCAAAGACGUUGACGAGAUUGUGCUCGAAGGCGGCUCCACGAGGAUCCCGGCCAUUCAAAGCUUGGCUUCCGAGCUGGUUGGCGGCAAGAAACCCAACCAGAGCGUGAACCCAGAUGAAGUGGUGGCGGUGGGAGCCGCAGUGCAGGCUGGGGUGCUGGCUGGAGAUGUGAAGGACAUCGUGCUGCUGGAUGUGACUCCCCUGUCGCUGGGUGUGGAAACGCUGGGUGGCGUGUCCACCGUGCUGAUCCCCAGGAACACCACCAUCCCCACGAAGAAAUCGGAGGUCUUUUCAACAGCCGCUGACUCCCAGCCUUCGGUGGAGAUUGUGGUGCUGCAGGGCGAGCGGCAAUUUUCCAAGGACAACAAGAUCCUGCGCACCUUCCGGCUGGAGGGAGUGCCGCCUGCACCUCGUGGUGUGCCACAGAUUGAGGUGACCUUUGACCUGGACGCCAACGGCAUCUUGAACGUGUCUGCCAAAGACCGGGCCACGGGCAAGGAGCAGACCAUCACAAUCGCCGGCUCCUCCACUCUGGACAAGACCGACGUAGAGAAGAUGGUGCAGGAUGAGGCCCACGCAGCGGAGGAUGGGAAGCACAAGGCCGUAGAGACCAAGCGCGGAGAGCUUGGUGUACCAGACGGAGAAGCAGCAGGGCCAGCAUUGAUCCCAAGCUGCAGGCUCUCAAGGUGGCGGAGGCCGAGCCGGAGCCGGAGCAGCUGA